Labrus mixtus (cuckoo wrasse) is the source of this 2535-nucleotide messenger RNA. RefSeq names its product macrophage mannose receptor 1-like. NCBI's taxonomy places the organism in Eukaryota, Metazoa, Chordata, Actinopteri, Labriformes, Labridae. The record is from RefSeq and is a predicted model, not a curated record. The transcript is spliced from 6 exons. The coding region runs from base 330 to 1295 and encodes 321 amino acids.
UCCUAAAUUUCUGUCUGAUGGCAAGACAUUCGCUGAUCAAUUGUCGAGUUUUUUUUACUGCCCAAAGAUGACAAAAACAGUCUUGCUUCCCUUUAUCAGAAGUGUGUUUUGGGGUAUCUACCAAUUUUAUAAACUUGAACGCCUUGAUUCUCUGAGAGAAUCAAGGCGUUCAGGAGUAUUGUGUGUUAGUGGAGGUUAUAACUGUGUUUUCCGCAUAGCGAAAGAAAAGAGACACACCCUGGACGGAUUAAACUACCAAGUGGAAGCAUUUGUAGGGAGAAGAAGAGGGGUUCAAGAACUGCGCCUAGGGGUAACCCACAGAAGUAAAGAUGGAUCGUUUCAUGUCAUUGAUCUUCCUCUUCUUCGGACUUUGCAUUUCCUCAAGCAAAGUCCUUUGUCAGUUCCAUUACGUCGAUCUAAAGUUGAACUGGUCGGAUGCUCAGCAUUAUUGCAGAGACAAAUACGACGACCUGGCUACCAUCCAAAGCAUGGAGGACAUAAUCCAGCUGAACAACCGAGUUCGAGUUUCGGGAAAGGCAUGGAUCGGACUGAGCGAUGACCCAAAUUCUUGGUUCAAAGUCAUGGGCAUUGACGCCAAUUCCUGGAGAUGGUCGGAAACCGGUGAAACGAGCCAAAAUGGUUACCAAAACUGGUUUUCCAUAGCACCAGAUAAUAUGUAUUUCGAGUACUGCGUUGGGAUAGAUGGUACCGCAACAUGGAAUGAUGUGAACUGUGACGCGUUGCUGAGUUUCGUAUGUUAUACUGAGACGGGAGGAUUGAAAACCUACGUGCACAUCUCAACCCCGCUAUCAUGGCCCGAUGCUCGUGACUACUGCAGAGAAAACUACAAGGACCUGGCUCUGAUUGAGAGCGAAGAUGAAAACACAAAUGCUUACCGAGCAAAAAAAUCCCCACUUGCUGCUUGGAUUGGUCUGUACAGAGUGCCAUGGGCUUGGUCUGAUAACAGCAGCAGCUCAUUCACAAAUUGGAUAAGUGGAGAACCAAAUGGUGAAAAUGAAUACUGUGUGGCUGAGAAUCCUGGACAUCUGUGGGCAGAUGUUAACUGUGCAGCUAAGCUCCCUUUCAUCUGCCAAGAAGAUCCAGAAGUUAAGUCUGUGAUAAGGAUGGAAUUUCGGACUGGCGCUUACAUGACGGAUCCAGCUAUCAACACACAGCUUCUGGCUCAGCUGGAUGUGGAAUUGAAAAGGUAUGGACUGCCUCAGACCAAACUGAGAUGGAAGAUUCAGCCCAAAAAACAGAAAAACAAAGAACCUCAGAGCAUUGGGGGUUCUUAAUUUCUUUUCCCAGCCAAACACAAAGUCAGACCAAGGCCGCCCAUAAGGAGGGAAAGAGGGGAAAGUUUUCUGGGGCCCAGUUACGGACUGCAUACUAAGUAAAGGCAGCAGGAUUUAAAAAAGUGAAUAGCAAAAGAGUUUCUAAGUAAAGUCAAACUUCCAAAACCAUAAUGACUCAUAAAGAGUGCUUACAUUUGAAUAAUUCAAGACGUUUCCAACAUCAAAAGGUUACCUCUUCUCGAUACCUUAUUUUCAUAUGGAAAUAGAAGCCUUAAAGAAACAUCUAGAUGUUGUGUGUAGUUGGUUUUUAUUGUUGUUGGGUGUCUACAUUUGGGCUUUGGUCUCUCUGUAGUAACCCCUAUUUGGGGCUGGACACAUUGUUUAUGAAUGACACAAUAAUCAAAUCAAAUUAGAAGCAAAAAGUGAACCUGCAGAUGUUUUUGUUUCCAGCAUUGGGCAAUGGCUGGUGAUAACCAUUAAUAACAGGGGAAUAUACAGUUUUUUGUUUUGAUUAACAAUCAAAUCAAUCCGGUAGAGUUAAGAAUGGACUCUAUAGCAGCACAAACUCCCUUGUUUCUUCUUUUGUGGUACUUUCAAUAUAUUUUUGUCCCCUUACCUAUUCCCCUGUUGGGUAGGUUUCCUUUAUAUGAUCAGAUAUAAUCCUUAUACUGUACUUCCCCUUUCUCUUCAUAUUCCUUGAUGUAAUUGUUUUAAUCCCCAUCAAUGUUUUAAUUCCUUCCUAAACUUGCCAAAAUAUAGAUGUCAAUGAACUACCACUGACAAAUAGUUGUUUUGAGGGUGAUAUCUACUAUUAGCCUAAAGUAACUGCAAGCUUGGCUAUUUAUAUAUAUUUAGGGUUUUUGGGCCUUUCUUGAACAGGACAGAUGAAGAGAAACAGGAAAUGUUGGGACGAGAGAGUACGGUAUGAUAUGCAGCAACAGGCUGAGGCCAGAUUCAAACCCAUGGCCUCUGCAAUGAGGACUACACCCUCUGCACAUGGGGCCGGCUUCAUAACCGCCAGGCUAUUGGCACUCAAGCUAGGGUACUUUGUAAUGUAUAAUUAUUUUUGGUGUAGGAUCUGGUGGUGGCAAUAUAAUUAACAUGGAUUUCAUGUUUUUAUUUUAUUAUUAGAUUUGCAUAGCUGAAUGUAUAGUUUAAUUUGUCAAACCCCGCCCUCCUUAGUUACUUUUACUAGGAUUGAAAAGACUAAAUUCCGUUAUUGAUGUUUUGCUGCAGUUUG